This is a messenger RNA of Physella acuta, 2753 nucleotides long. RefSeq lists its product as uncharacterized. NCBI's taxonomy places the organism in Eukaryota, Metazoa, Mollusca, Gastropoda, Physidae. The record is from RefSeq and is a predicted model, not a curated record.
UCCGUCGCCCGUAGGGCAGACUUGCUUUUUGUUUUUUUUAAAAACCCUAGGAGAAAGAUCUUGUGAAGCAUUUGGACCAGCAUCUAGCAGUUCUACAGCUUGAACCUGAUUUUGGGAAAUCGCUAUAAAACCAAAAACUGAUUUUAAGAAAAAAAAACAAAACAUUCCGUGUGUUCCAGUUUUAGCCAGAGAUUUGCUGAUACAGACUAAUUCGCUGUUUAACAUUUUGCAUUAUAUGUGGAAAAUUGUGUGGUUUUUCUUCGUCCAUUGUGGCAUAAUUCUAAUUUCAUCAGAGACGUGUUCAUUCAAAGAGAACACAAUCAUUGAACCAUUUACAAAAAUGUCUACAUAAUUUCAAAUGACUUAUAUCCAAUAUAAUUGUUCCCAACUUACAAGUUUACUUACAUUAUAAGAAAUAAUUUAAAACUUAUACAUUUUGACGAUAUAAAUACAUACAAGAAAUGUAUUUCAAGCUUAUUACAAGUAAUACAAGCCAAACAAAAACAUUUUAAAUACAAAAUGAUGAUAGCGUACUACACUUUAACAACAAACACCAUUUUUCAACCCACACCUUCUCUAUCGUCCAUCUCUUACAACACACACUUAACAACACACCAGGAACCAUGACCUUAAAUACCCAAACAACAAGACACCCCACCAUAACAAAACACUCCAGAAGGAGGCGUACCCGCAAAAACUCAAAACGGAUCUCUUUACUUUCUAUUAUCAGGAAAUUAAUCUCCUUUGUACUUAAUAUAAAAGUCAGACCAGAUGUAACGAAUUUACCUAGACAUUCUUUAGAUAGAGGUACCUAUAAAGCGGGAAAUGGGGGUAAGAAGAUUCUGAUUACACUUGAAGACCUUUUAGAAAUCAAGAAGCUUUUGCUGAACCAAAACACGCCAUUGUUUUCCAAAAGAAGAAAAAAAUUUAACCCAGCAUGCAAUUGGCGACCAAAGGUCAAGAUAAAAAAGUCUCACACCGAAGGGAAGACGUCUCCAACAACAGACGUGAAAAACAGCGUGACCGGAAGUGUACACAUCUCCGACAUUGUACCAAGGUCAAGUUCACCGGAAGUUAUAAAGUUUGUAGGGGAAAGCGAUAUUAAAAAAGCGAAUCGCUUUAAAAUCACGUUUAGUAAAAAUUUAGAAUCGAAAUGUCUAGGUUGUGAGAGGAAGUAUCAAUUUAUUUUUACUGGGCUAGGCGUUGAUGAUUAUAUAAAGAAAGGGAUAUCAAUUAAUAAGAUGAUCUUUUGGGACUAUAUUUAUCAGAGCUGUCGGCAAUUCAGGUGGAAACUUGAUGGCAAUUUGCUGACAGUGUUUUGUAAAGAGGCGGGUCUCUACCCCAGCGACUGGCAGUUCAAAGUUCAUGAGAAUCCGUUUUGUAAACAGCUGUUUUUUCCAGUUGGAGCGGAGUAUUUAGGAAGAAAGCUCGAACAAAACCCGAGGUUUUUCAUGUUAAAAAUUGCAUCUUGUGGUGGUAUUAAAAAUGUAAGCUUGUCAGAGAUACCAAGUAAAAGUAACAUACUUGAACUUGGAACAUUAGGUGAAAGUGCGAGCAGUUCAACGUCUAAGAAGAAAGAUAAGAUUGAUGCCAUUGAAGUACAAGACGGUUCCAGGAGUUGCUUAGAAAUGCCGCUUCGUGCGUCUUCUAGUCACGCAAGACCGGAACUCCUACAUCAAGAUUCGCCUCUGUUAGAAAAUAGAAAAUAUUCAUUCCCGAGAAAUCGGGAUAAGAUUCUAGAAGAUUCGAUAGUAGGCGGCUACACUCCAAUGGGUGACAAAGCCUCACCUAUGCGUUUUCACCGAAACGCCCCCACCCCCUGUUACAACAACCGUACACACCAUACUUCUUUCGUUACAAAACGACCGUUACUGCCCACGCCACCACCAACCUCAAUGAAACGACCGCUGCUGCAUACACCACAGCACAAAACAUCGCAAUUCAAACGAGCCUUGCUAACAACGCCAAUGCCCGUUGCACCCAAGUAUCCAGACUAUGUCCACAAACAAAACUGUAUUCAUCCCCCUAAACAUCCACAUUCUAAUCCACACUAUAUUCAUGUAACCAGACAUCCACCUCCACCUAAACACCUCCCUCCACCAAAACACCUCCCUCCACCAAAACACCUCCCUCCGCCAAAACACCUCCCUCCGCCAAAACACCUCCCUCCACCAAAACACCUCCCUCCACCAAAACACCUCCCUCCACCAAAACACCUCCCUCCACCAAAACACCUCCCUCCACCAAAACACCUCCCUCCACCAAAACACCUCCCUCCACCCAAACACCUUCCUCCACCCAAACACCUCCCUCCACCUAUAUACCUACCUCCACCUACACACCACCCUCCACCUAAAUAUCCCCUUCCAUUUACACACCCCACUACACCUAACCUUACACCUAAAUAUAUGGCCGUAUACAGACACCCACCCAUGCAACAGCAAAGAACUGCGAAUAAACAAAUAACGAAUUCAAAUCAAGAACUGAUUUUACCAAUGCCCUGGAAUCGCAAUCACCCAUCUGGCAUUGGCUUAGAACCAAGGUUGCCUUGGCAACGAACUUUAAAUCCUGGAAACAACUUCCGGUUUAACAUGGCACCACCCAUUCCUGAGAUGCAGGUGCCAGAAACAUCGUCUGCCCUGAUGGUGCCAUGGUGUGCCUCUUCAGGCUUAUGGCGGGAUCUGCCGCCUCAAUUUCUUUGGGAUUUUGUAUACAAUCUCCCUCAGAGAAGCUCACCUUCAUUUGUCUUGUAA